This is a messenger RNA of Oryza sativa Japonica Group (Japanese rice), 1295 nucleotides long. RefSeq names its product protein FMP32, mitochondrial. NCBI's taxonomy places the organism in Eukaryota, Viridiplantae, Streptophyta, Magnoliopsida, Poales, Poaceae. Gene Ontology annotation, cellular component: mitochondrion. The record is from RefSeq and is a predicted model, not a curated record.
GCCGGCGGCCGCUUCUUCUUCCUCCGCAAGCCUCGAAUUGAUAGCCCCCUCUCCUCCAUCCUCCUCUCCUCUCCUCACCUUUCCCAAAAUUAGCACCCGCCUCCCUCCGCCAAUCCCCACCACCGCCACCGACCUCAAGCCAAAUCCACCGCCGCCUCCUCCUCCUCCGCCUCGCUUCCCCCCCUUCCCCCUUCCCUUCCCUUCCUCGGCGUCCCCUCCGCACCGGCUUGUGGGGGAGGAGUAGGAGGAGGAGAUGGCCGCAGCGGCUGUCGCGUGCAGGCGCGGGCUGCUCCUGCAGCAGCUGCAGCAGCAGCUGUGGCAGGCGCACCGGUGGGUUGGCCCCGCGCGGAGCAUCUCGCAGCUCGUCAAGACCAACGGCCGCCGCGCCUUCCUCGUCGACACCCUCGCCCUGGUGAGGAAGCUGGAGUCGCAGGGCGUGCCCACGAAGCAGGCGGAGGCGAUCACCUCCGCGAUCACGGAGGUCCUCAACGACAGCCUCGAGAGCAUCUCCGAGUCCUUCGUCUCCAAGGCCGAGAUGCAGAAGGCUGAGAUGCUGCAGGAGUCCAAUAUCUCCAAGUUCAAGUCGCAAGUGCAGAGCUCGCAGGAAAACCAUUUCUCUUUGUUGCAGCGUGAGACUGAGAAACUCCGUGGAGAUAUUGAUAAGAUGAGGAGUGAACUGAAGUAUGAGAUUGACAAGGUCACUGCAGGUCAGCGGCUGGAUCUAAACCUUGAAAGAGGGCGCAUCCGUGAUGAACUCGCCAAGCAGAAUGAGGAAACUACAGAACUCACCACAAAGCUAGACAAGGAAAUUCACUCACUGAAAGCCCAGCUCGAGGCAGCAAAGUAUGAUGUCAUCAAGUACUGCAUAGGUACCAUUGUUUCGAUAUCAGCUGUUGGACUCGCCGUGCUCCGCAUUGUGAUGUGAAGCACAGAUACGUUCUUUCCUUUACCCAUUCAUCCAUGGAAACUGCAAGAAAGAGGAUAGGUUGUGAUUCUGUUCCUAGUUUUUUUGGAGGGGACAAAACGUGGUCAGGGGAAAUGUUGUACCAUCAUCCUAUUAGGGAGGAGAAAAGAGGUGGUUCCUCAAAACUUGUAAAAAUAGAUCGACCCGCAGGAGAAAUGCAGCAACCAAAAAUGAUUCUUUUACCUUUGUGUUUGUUGGAGCUUCUGAUAUUUGGUCAACAUAUGCUUCCUUUGUCUGUGAGACAGUGGGAGCCCACUUGUCACCUUAACACGCAAUGGGAAUCUAAUCCAGUUAUUAGCUGAGGGAACACUAGCUGUUACCUUUCCCUGCA